Molecule: messenger RNA, 1291 nt
Organism: Macadamia integrifolia
Lineage: Eukaryota; Viridiplantae; Streptophyta; Magnoliopsida; Proteales; Proteaceae
Product: meiotic nuclear division protein 1 homolog
Exons: 11
Coding region: 232-891 (219 amino acids)
Biological process (GO): reciprocal meiotic recombination
Cellular component (GO): nucleus
Molecular function (GO): double-stranded DNA binding
Source: RefSeq, a predicted model, not a curated record
CUCUCCCGGAUCUCGCUCUGCGGCUCUGCCAAACAGAAGCAUAGAAAGACGGGACUGGGAAGGAAUUCUAUCUCCAAGUGGGGUUUUUCGGUAAUUUGAAAUCCCGCAAGAACAACUAUAGAGUCUCCCGCCAAAAGUAGACUACAUUUCGUGAACUGAACGAUCCACUCCACAAUCCACAUCGCUUCUUCAGUCUUUCUCCUGACAAGAACGCAAGAAAGAGGUUUCAACAUGUCAAAGAAAAGAGGGCUUUCUUUGGAAGAUAAACGUGAACAAAUUCUUAAAAUCUUCUAUGAAUCUCAAGACUUCUUCCUUCUUAGAGAACUAGAGAAGUUGGGCCCCAAGAAAGGUGUUAUCAGUCAGUCUGUGAAAGAUGUUGUGCAAAGUCUGGUGGAUGAUGACCUUGUUUUGAAGGACAAGAUAGGCAUCUCUGUUUACUUUUGGAGUCUUCCAAGUUGUGCUGGAAAUCAGCUGAGGAAUGUGCACCGCAAACUAGAAUCUGAUCUUGAAAUUGGUACGAAAAGGCUUCCAGAACUUAUGGACCGGAGGGAUGGAUUAAAGAAGGGCAGAGAGGAAUCUGAUGAGCGAGGGCAGGCCUUGGAUGAGUUGAAAGCCAUUGAAGUCAAGUAUAACGAGCUGAAGGAUGAAUUGGGGAGAUAUGCUGACAAUGAUCCAGCUGCCCUUGAAGCAAUGAGUAAUGCAAUUGAGGUUGCCCAUGCAGCAUCUAACAGGUGGACAGACAAUAUCUUCACAGUAAGGCAGUGGUGUUCAAACAAUUUUCCCGAAGCCAAAGAACAACUUGAACACAUGUACAGGGAGGUAGGAAUAGCAGAUGACUUUGAUUAUUUGGAGCCCUCAGUGUUGCUCCCACCCAACAUAGUUGGUGAUUAGAUCCUGAAAGGUAUCUAAAGGAGUAGCUAUAGAUCAAGGAAUAGCUUAUGUGCUCAUGCUGGCUGCCCUGGUGCUCACCUACAUUAUUCAUUAAAACUCUUAUAAAGCAGGGAUGUGGAAAGAGAGAUUGAUAGAUAGAUAUGUUAAGUUCCUGGCAUUCAAAACAGAUUUUUUUUUUCUUGUUUUCUUUUUUAAAUCUUCCCCUCUUGUUUUCUGCUUGGGGAAUUUCUUGUUGUUCCAAUUUCAUCAUGACUUUAAUAACCCUAAAUCCUUUUUCCUCCUUUCUUUAGCUUUCUUUUCCUCAUCUCCCCAUUUGAGAAGGCUCAAAAUAAGCAGUUGUGAUGCUUCUAUCAAAUUUAUGAUUACCUUGUAAUAAGUCAUAGAAAGCUUUUUUGAAGUA